AUGUCCUCGAUGGAAGGUUUAUCAGAGUACGACGCCGAUAUACUUUGGUCUGCUUGUGGUCUGCCCGAAUCCGUAAACGUCACCGACCGAGCUAUUCAGCCAGCGGAAAAUGGCGAAGGCCCAGUCGUCUCAGCAGCCGGCCUUGCGAGCUCGUCAUUCCUUGAGGCCCGCUUGACAAGACCAAAUCCACAAUCACAAGCAAAGCGAUCGGAGUGGCUCGUCAACCAAGUCCGUGGUGAAAACUACAAUGGCGAAUGGAUCACUCCGAUCCUCCGCGCCAUCGAAAUGCAUCGGUCGGAGAACAUACGACUCCUGCUACGACACGGCGCGCAUGUCAACGGAAUCGAUACGGAGUCCUUGAAAGAGCACGCUCGACGCUAUCGCCGAGUCUGUAUCAACAUCGAGCACACUGAUCUAUGUAACCACUUCACGCCAGUAGACAAAGAAGAUGUCGGCACUGUGCCUUCUCAGACAGACCCUCCAUAUCUGACUUCUGCUGAACUUGCGAGACGGCGGCAGUUCAGAUCACGCUUCUGGGCGGAACCCCACAGCACAUACCUCAGUUACUCGCACUUUGGAGCGGUCAUGCACUCGGUCACCAUGGCUACGAGGACGACGCCUGCGAUCCUCGAUCAAGUUUUGGAAGCUGGAGCGGACUGUACUUUCUGGAAGGAGGGACGUAUGGCGACUUCGCUUCCUGAGGAGAGUACUUUAUCGCCUCCUCAGCUAAGCACGGCGACACCACUUCACACAGCCAUUGCGGCGGGAAAGAUGGACAUUGUCCGCGCCUUGCUGGACCGCGGGUUCGAUGUCAACGCGAGGGCAAUCGUGAUAGGAUCUCACGCUCUGACACCGAUCCAAUGUGCGGUCUUGCUAGGAAUCCCAGAGGCUUGUGCACUUUUGAAGUCCCAUCCAGGCACUGACCUGUCAGUCACCACUCCUAUCCUUGGUAUCCAUACACUGCACUUUGCAGCAGCUCGGUACCGGCUCGAUCUACUACAAUCCUUCGGCAUUCCUAUGUCAAUGGUGCCUACGACCGCCAUAUGA
This is a messenger RNA of Recurvomyces mirabilis, 1047 nucleotides long. RefSeq lists its product as uncharacterized. The record is from RefSeq and is a predicted model, not a curated record. Lineage: Eukaryota; Fungi; Ascomycota; Dothideomycetes; Mycosphaerellales; Teratosphaeriaceae. Gene Ontology annotation, cellular component: cytoplasm; nucleus. Gene Ontology annotation, molecular function: protein binding. The coding region runs from base 1 to 1047 and encodes 348 amino acids. The transcript has a single exon.